AUGGUUUCACGAAUCGUGGAAAACCAAUUCAGUAUCGUAUAUCUAGCAUUUGGUCAGGUAAACUUCCACCUGAGUACAAAUGUUAUCAACAUGUUCCAAAAUGCUCUACAAUUCUUUGGAAAAGCUACGGAGAAUCCCAACACUCAUAUAUCAAGAUUUCUGGACAUGUGUCCAAUUAUCGAGUAUUCAGGAAUGUUAAACGAAGCGAUCAGACUGAGGCUAUUCCCAUACACAUUGAGAGACUCAGCAAGGGAGUUGGCUAACGUAGAUUCUACCUAUGAUGGUUUUAUCAUGAGAAGAACAAUAGAUCAAGUCUACCAAAUCAUGGAUGAUUUAGCAUUCACUAGUACACUUUGGCCUAUUGAAAGGGCGAGUGGAAAGAAAAUUGUUGGGAUGUUUGAGGUUGAUUUAUUGGCGGCUAUAAUUUCAACAUAG
Olea europaea var. sylvestris is the source of this 435-nucleotide messenger RNA. RefSeq lists its product as uncharacterized. The record is from RefSeq and is a predicted model, not a curated record. The transcript is spliced from 2 exons. The coding region runs from base 1 to 435 and encodes 144 amino acids. Lineage: Eukaryota; Viridiplantae; Streptophyta; Magnoliopsida; Lamiales; Oleaceae.